This is a messenger RNA of Sinocyclocheilus grahami, 566 nucleotides long. RefSeq names its product POU domain, class 6, transcription factor 2. Bases 48 to 566 code for a protein of 172 amino acids. Lineage: Eukaryota; Metazoa; Chordata; Actinopteri; Cypriniformes; Cyprinidae. The transcript is spliced from 4 exons. The record is from RefSeq and is a predicted model, not a curated record.
CAUUGUCCUCCCGACCUGGUCCUUCCUCCGCUCGCCUCCAGGAUCCGAUGAUCACAGGGCAGCUGAGCAAACAGCUGCUCCCUCUGCGUGCCGAUAUGGACGUCUGCAAGCUGCGGGAUGAUGACAAAGCGGCCAGCCCGGACAGCGAGCUCAACGAGGAGCCCUUGCUGCUGUCAGCUGACACAGACUCGGAGGAGAAGAUGUAUGGUGGUCGAGUUGGUUCAGUUCAGUCUGAUGCCAGCAGCAGUCCCACAGAGCAUGGUCAUAUGGGUCAAUCUCACCCCACGUACCCUGUUGGACCACAGUCUCUGUUGGUUGCUCAGCAGCUGGCGUCAGCAGUUAGUGGAGUGAUGUCCGGAGGAGCUCCUGGUCUCAACCAGCCCAUUCUGAUCCCCUUUAACGCUGGCGGGCAUCUGGGUGGGCAGCAGGGCCUGGUUCUGUCUCUGCCCACUGCUGCCAACAUACAGGGCCUGGUGGCAGCCGCUGCUGCUGGUGGCAUCAUGACACUCCCCCUACAGAAUCUGCAAGUCUCUGUUGGUUGCUCAGCAGCUGGCGUCAGCAGUUAG